Girardinichthys multiradiatus is the source of this 1623-nucleotide messenger RNA. Its product is annotated as aldo-keto reductase family 1 member B1-like. Gene Ontology annotation, molecular function: aldose reductase (NADPH) activity. NCBI's taxonomy places the organism in Eukaryota, Metazoa, Chordata, Actinopteri, Cyprinodontiformes, Goodeidae. The record is from RefSeq and is a predicted model, not a curated record. Gene Ontology annotation, cellular component: cytosol. The transcript has 10 exons. Bases 92 to 1042 code for a protein of 316 amino acids.
AAAGGCAUCACUAAUCGAUCUCCGACGCUCGCACUGCGUUCUGUACGCCGUCCUGCUCGUCACAUUCAGGCUCUGCUUGUCCUUUGCAGCAAUGGGAACUACAGUGAAACUUAACACAGGUGCUCAAAUCCCCAUCCUAGGACUGGGCACAUGGAAGUCUCCCCCCGGUAAGGUUGCAGAGGCAGUGAAAGCAGCCAUUGCAGCUGGUUACAGGCACAUCGAUGGAGCGUACAUCUACCAGAACGAGGCAGAGGUGGGCGAAGGGGUCAACGCCAUGAUCAAUGAGGGUGUGGUCAAAAGAGAAGAUGUUUUCAUUGUCAGUAAGCUUUGGUGCACAUUCCAUGAGAAGUCCCUGGUGAGGCAAGCUUGUGAGAAGACGCUCGGUGAUCUUAAACUGGACUACCUAGACCUUUAUCUUGUCCACUGGCCCAUGGGGUUUAAGUCUGGUGGUGAACUUUUUCCAUUGGAUAGUAAUGGAGAGGCAAUCAGCGAUAAUACUCAUUUCCUGGAGACAUGGGAGGCGAUGGAAGAGCUGGUCGACGCUGGUUUGGUCAAAGCUAUUGGCAUCUCCAACUUCAACAAGGAGCAGAUCGAAGCCAUUCUCAACAAGCCAGGCCUGAAGUAUAAGCCUACCAACAACCAGAUUGAGUGCCACCCGUACCUGACCCAGGAGAAACUUAUCAACUACUGCCACUCUCAGGGCAUCACCGUGACUGCUUACAGCCCUCUUGGCUCCCCUGACAGACCUUGGGCUAAGCCAGAUGACCCCUCGCUUUUGGAAGAUCCCAGCAUUAAAGCCAUCGCCGACAAGCACAAAAAGACUCCUGCUCAGGUCCUGAUCCGCUUCCACAUCCAAAGAAACGUGAUUGUGAUCCCAAAGUCCAUCACUCCACAGCGCAUUCAGGAGAAUUUCCAGGUGUUUGACUUUGAACUAACCGCGGAGGAAAUGAAGACCAUAAUGGGAUUCAAUCGGAACUGGAGAGCCUGUCCCAUGCAUUGGGGGGUAAAGCACAAGGACUACCCUUUCAAUACUGAAUUCUGAAAGGAUGCCACCCGAUUUUCCACAGGCGCACAAGUCCGCAUCCAAACUUUCUGGACUCGCUCAUUUUCCUGAAGAGUUUUUUUUUUUGUCCGGGGCAGUGUUGAUUAUAUUGGCGUAGUUUUCUUUAUCCCUUUCUUUGUUACACUCUUCUGUUUUUAUUGGGAAUUGAGGUCCGUCUUAAUUGUUAUCAUCAAUGGUAAAUAACAGGAUUUCUUUUUUUCUAAAUCUAACUUCCAACAUUUUUUAAAAAGGGGAAAAUCUCCCUUUGCUGAACUUUUUCAUUACAAAGGUCAGAGUACUUUUAUGAUAGGCCCUGUUGCAUUUAAAUACACUCCUUCAAUUUGUUACUUAGGCGGAGAGAACCAUGCCUUCAGGUUUACAGGUUUUGUUUUUUGCAAAUUUCCAAGCAUUUACCACUGAAAAACAUGUUGCAGUCCAACAGCUUGUCUUUGGAUGAUUCAUGUGUGGCACUUUGCAGUCAUGUGUAUUAACCCUGUUACGAAACAACCUCUAGCUUUCACUUCUCAUUUGGUCUGUGUAUUAAGCAGUACAAUAAAAUCAUGUGGGGUGUUAUGUCACAA